CUUUACAGCGUCUGAGCGCGAUAGAUAUAGUGGGGUCUCCGCAACCUCCGCAGGGUCGGCCCGCUGGUGUCAAUACUCUCCUUCUGCACGCACUUAAUACCACGACAACGUCCAGGCUUGAUCAUUUCAUCCACUGCGCCAUCUAGUAUCAGCGUUGCAACUCUGUCGCAUCAAAGUCUGCGCUUGCGGAGGAUAAUCAGAGUCACACAGAGCCUUUGAGACCGAGGACAGCAGCCUUAUCGCUGAGGACCCGACUUCCGGACACAAUGUCUCGUCCAUCCUACGACAGUGGCACGGGCGACGAGAAUUGCUCGCUUGCCAUCUUGCGCAAACUCAGCGCCCUCAGGCCGCGGCCCUCGCCGAAUUCGUAUCCUUCCAUCGCAUCUAUCCCUCAAACAUCCACUGCGCGACUAGCACAAGCCGCCGAGGAUCCGGCGCAUGAUCGCGACCAUCCGACACCUGACACCUACCUUUAUCUCGCCUAUGGCUCCAACCUCGCAGCCGAGACGUUCCUCGGCAUGCGUGGUAUUCGUCCCCUCUCUCAGACGAAUGUCUCUGUCCCCACGCUGGAACUCAAGUUCAACCUGCCCGGGAUCCCUUAUCGGGAGCCUUGCUUUGCCAAUGUCGAUUUCAGAAAGAUCCCCGACCACCCCAAGCUGCCCGACCCUUCCAACCCGCCCAGGAUCCCGCCGAUUGACCCACCGGCGAUUCAGCCGCCGCCGCACACGCUGACUUCGUGGAACGAGGGCCUCAUCGGCGUCGUGUAUGAGGUGACCGCGGAGGACUAUGGAACCAUCAUCCGCACCGAGGGCGGCGGGGCUGGCUACAAAGAGAUCGUCGUGCCGUGCAUCCCCAUCCCGCCCAAGAUCUCGGUGCCGGAGAAGCCCCCUAUUCCGGAACUCCCGAAGCCGUUCCUUGCCCGGACACUUUUUGCGCCGCAGAUCCCCGAGCCAAACCAACCCGAAGACCCACGCAAGAAGAAGUGGUGGUAUCGAUUCCUUGUCGGACCACAUCGUGAACCCAACUACGCCCAGGCGAGUGCUCGAUAUCUGAAGCUGAUCACCGAUGGAGCGGAGGAGCACGAGCUUCCCGAUGGCUAUCAGCGUUGGCUGAAGUCGCUGCAGCCGUACACCACCACGACAUGGAAGCAACAAUUGGGGGCGCUGCUCUUUACUCUCACCAGCGGGCUCAUGUUUCUGCUCAUGGUCGGCAUCUCAAAGCUUGUUGCGGAUAAAGAUGGCAAGUUGCCUCAUUGGAUGGUAAUUGCCAUGACGGUCAUGAUCAACUUGACAUGGAUGGAAUAUGAUGCUAUAUUCAAGCCUAUAUUUGGAGACGGCGAGAGGACCCAGGAUGACGAGGACAAGAAGAAGCGAAAUUGCGAACGGUGGGCAAAAAUGUUCAGACAUCAAAGUCAGCCCGUGGAUGAGGAAAAGGUGGCGUUACUGGAAGAAUUUGAAUAAGACGGGCGAAAGGAAUGAUUAUCGUGAGCCGCCAGGUGUUGGGGCGAGGUGCGCAGACGGCGAAGCAUCUUGUUGAGUUUUAGCGCGCGUUGAUUGCUUUUGGAGCAAAUGUAACAGUAAAUCCCUUGCAAUGCAACUGUCCUAGUACGGCAUGUCCCUUACGUUUCCGACAUCACGCGACCCUUGGCGCUGCAGAUCCAGGGAUCGG
Ilyonectria robusta is the source of this 1668-nucleotide messenger RNA. RefSeq lists its product as uncharacterized. The record is from RefSeq and is a predicted model, not a curated record. The transcript has a single exon. Bases 267 to 1460 code for a protein of 397 amino acids. Lineage: Eukaryota; Fungi; Ascomycota; Sordariomycetes; Hypocreales; Nectriaceae. Gene Ontology annotation, molecular function: gamma-glutamylcyclotransferase activity.